This is a messenger RNA of Dalotia coriaria, 360 nucleotides long. RefSeq names its product rhinocerosin-like. The transcript is spliced from 2 exons. The coding region runs from base 1 to 360 and encodes 119 amino acids. NCBI's taxonomy places the organism in Eukaryota, Metazoa, Arthropoda, Insecta, Coleoptera, Staphylinidae. Gene Ontology annotation, cellular component: extracellular region. The record is from RefSeq and is a predicted model, not a curated record. Gene Ontology annotation, biological process: defense response to bacterium.
AUGGAUCAUAAAAAGUUCUUCUCAAUGUUUGUGAAACUUGGAGUUUUCCUCGCUUUGGCUGCCAUUGCCAUCGCUUAUCCAACGAACUUCAACGAUAAUGAAAUUGACUUCAACGGGGAAUUGAACCAGUAUGUGCCGCUAGAGGAUGUGGUCGAAUACCAGCCGCUGUACCUUGUGCGCGCACGCCGCGAAAUCCAAUUUGAUCCGCACGUAAAUAAACAGGACGGCACCACCAACGCAGGCGGUUCCAUCACUCACCGGGGCGACAAUCAUGAAGUCACCGGUCACUGGAACAAGAAUGUUGCUGGACCCGGCAGAUCAAGGGCUAACUAUGGUGUUCGUGGCAGUUUCAAAUGGUAA